AUGACAACCGUUGCCUUCUUCGGAGCAACCGGCGGCUGCGCCAACGCCUGCUUGACCUACACCCUUCUCGACGGCUACAACGCCAGAGCCCUAGCCCGUACCCCCUCCAAGCUCACGACGAUGCUCCUCUCACAGCCUGGCAUGACACCGGAGAUCAUCUCUCGCCAGCUGGAGAUCAUAGAAGGUGACGCAACAGAUGUGGACAGCAUCCUCAAAACCCUCAUCACCAACUCCAACCCCCAGAACGCACCCAACGGCACUUGUACUCUCGUAACAAGUAUAAUCUCCGGCCUAGGCGGCACACCAGCAAUUUCGUUCACCAAGGAAGCAAAAUGUGCAAAGACUCAGUUGCGCAUGCCUGCGCUGCCGCACAUUCAACUCUCGAACCCGCACAUCACCGAACAGACGACAAGCGCUCUGCUCGGGGCGCUGGCGAAGAUUGCUUCUACUCGGUUUGACUCGUUCGAGGCGUAUCGCGCUGUCGCACCAAGGGUCACGGUUAUCUCGACGACAGGGAAUUUGCCUGGUAAUAAAGAUGUGCCGUUCUGGUUUAGACCUAUGUACUCCGUGCUCUUGCCGAUCCCGCACGCGGACAAGCUGCAGAUGGAAAGGUUACUUGAAAAGGAGAUUGGGCUAGGGGAUGCUGGUGUCCUUGCUGCUGGAGUUGUUGUUGUGAGGCCUAGCCUUUUGACAGGGGAGCAUCAGGUUCAUGUGCAUGAGGCGGGGGAAGGAGGCGAGGGGGUGGGAUUGGAAAAAGUAAGAGUUGGGACAACGAAAGCCCCUGCUAUCGGGUAUACGAUUUCUCGGGCUCUGGUUGGGGAGUGGAUAUUUAAGGAGAUUGUUAAGGGCGGUGGAGGGAAGUGGGUUGGGGAAAAGGUUACGAUCACUACCUAA
This is a messenger RNA of Penicillium digitatum Pd1, 894 nucleotides long. RefSeq names its product NAD(P)-binding domain. Lineage: Eukaryota; Fungi; Ascomycota; Eurotiomycetes; Eurotiales; Aspergillaceae. The record is from RefSeq and is a predicted model, not a curated record.